UAGGUUCAAAAGGAAGAGGGAGACUGCGCAGAGCUCGCGCGGACUAUUCACCAGUAGACCACUUCGCAAAAAACUUAGAAGAAGAGGCGAAGUAGGUAGUACUUCGUUGUCUCUAGAAGUUGUAAAAAUAUUGGUUUCAUCUACUCUCUGAUCUAGAUCUUCUUAUUAAGGUUUACCACAGACAAUGCAUGCUUCAGUACCAUCCAUGGCUCGUUUUCCAGUGGGAAAAGGCGCAGGGUUGAUCUGAAGAAUGCAAUGGUGCAAUAUCUAAUCUUAUGGUGUGUGAAAGACGAGGCUUUCUAUGUAGCUGAUACAUGAAUGUCAACAGUUUCCUUCCUCUUCCAACGCGUUACAUUCACACAGGUCUUGAGGAAACAUGCGCAAAGAGACGCAGAGUAAUAGAUUUGUCGAUUGCGGAGAAUUAUACGAGCAACAGCGUAUGAAGUCAAGUUAGUAUUGCACAGAGGAGGAGCGAUUUUUGAAGAAGGUAGAGGUAGAGGAAGCAAGCCCAGUCGCAGAAACAAGGCUGAGAGCUGGUCUGCUUUUGAAGGUAUUUAUUAUUAUUCUAGUGGUAAACUACACUUGAAUAUACAUUUGGGAGCUAGAUUCAUUGUAGUAUUUUUUUGGCGAUAAGUCUAGAAACUAGAGUUAGACUCUCUUCUGUGUAAGCUUUCAUGAUCGCCACGACCAUGGCCACCCAUGAGAACAAGAACUACUUUCGUCCAUCAAAAGAUACUGGAAAUUCAUGCGCCAACUGCUUCAGGCAAUUCGAGUAGUGGGCUUUUCGAUCAUCAGCUACUCCUAUCAUCGCAGAAACAAGGUGGAGAGCUGGUCUACUUUUGAAGGUAUUACUGGGCUACAUUCUUUUCUGGGGACACAUUUACUAGACGCACUUCUGGGGAAGGCUUCAUGAGCAUGACCCGUGAUCGCCACCACGUUGAACAUCUUCGUUAUGAUCGUCGCCAAAAAAAGGAAGUAACGUCAGAAAUACAACUACUCUCCGACUACAAACACUUCCAAUCCACCGACACCCGCAGGCAAUUCGCGCAGUGGUUUUUUGGAUACUAUACCCUAUCCCUACGGUCAAGCGCUACUGCAGUCGGGUAGGUGAGACGCGAUUUUUUUCGGCUUCGGCAAGUCCUUUUUCAUUGGUGAAGAGGAACCCAGGAGAAGAACUGACUCGUCGUUGCGAGAUACUCAAGAGCGGUGCAAGUCUAUUUUGUAUUGGACUUGAAGAUUGAUCGCAGGUUUGUCUCAGAUACUUAAUCGUUUAAGCAUAUUGCUUCGAGUAUGUAAAGCAUGUUAAGCAUAGCGUCUUGAGUAUGUAAAGUGUGGUCACGCAUAGAGACACCCUUUCCACGUUAGUUCCACGUUGGUAUGUCUUCCCCGGUCUUCUUCUUGUGUCUUCUCCUGGAUUGAACAAGUCAAUGCGCUGUCCUACUUGUUCAGCAGGUAAGUGCUGAGCUUCGAGGAGCGCGAAGGGCUGUGACAGGAGUACUCAUACGUGCACUGGCGCGAGCAUUUUCAAGAACCGACACCGCCUGAGCAGUGAGAGUCUUUUUCCCAACCAGAGUUGUGAAUACUGGGCGUGAGGUAAUGAAAUCCUGUUGAGAUAGCCACGAACUACGUUAACAAUGUCAUGCUACUUUUGAUGACUGGUGAUGUGAAGGUACUCAUAUAGCCUGUCAUGCUUUUUUUGCACUGG
This is a messenger RNA of Amoebophrya sp. A25, 1705 nucleotides long. The record is from the annotation of a GenBank genome assembly. Lineage: Eukaryota; Dinophyceae; Syndiniales; Amoebophryaceae.